Nilaparvata lugens (brown planthopper) is the source of this 3779-nucleotide messenger RNA. Its product is annotated as Krueppel-like factor 10. Gene Ontology annotation, biological process: regulation of transcription by RNA polymerase II. The transcript is spliced from 4 exons. Lineage: Eukaryota; Metazoa; Arthropoda; Insecta; Hemiptera; Delphacidae. Gene Ontology annotation, molecular function: RNA polymerase II cis-regulatory region sequence-specific DNA binding; DNA-binding transcription factor activity, RNA polymerase II-specific. The record is from RefSeq and is a predicted model, not a curated record. Bases 16 to 1599 code for a protein of 527 amino acids.
UCACGCGGACAACGCAUGGCCCAAGACUGCUGUCAUUGGCCAGACCAGGAGGCGAGCCCCUCGCGGCCCAGCCAAAGCCAAACAGAACACACUUGCAUUGCAUCCAGUGCCCAGCGCGCACCGCUACUCCUGUCAUGUUCGAGCAUUCAGUUUCACCAGGCCACUGAUCAGCUGCUCCAAUCCCGAAAUCUUCCUUCAGGACUCCACCGUCACCCUGGAACACCUACUCACCUUCCACCAAACAUUUCUUCUAAGAUGAAUAAGUCGGUGGACAUGGAAGCAGUGAGUCGCCUGCUGGUGGGGAGUGAGCGCAAGAGGCAUGCCAACGAGAUCCUGCCAGGUCUACCUACACCACAGCCGUCCGACUCGGAAAGCGACGAAUCGGACCUCCCGCUACGCAAGAGGAUAUGCCGCUACAACUGCCAACUAGCCAAGAACUUCUUGUUGAGGACCCCUCCAAGAACCCCAAGCCCGGUAGAGCCUAGUAGGUUAGACACACAAACUAUUACUUCGGUACCUGUAUCUGUGAUCAUGAAAGUUGAUAAAGAUGGAAAGUGCUCGGCAGGGCUGUACUCAUCUGAAAAUAGUUGUAAAGACAUCAUAACCCAAAAACAAAAUACUAGUGAGAAUUUAAUGAACAGUUCAAACGCACAAGAAAAUCUGGUUAAUGCUGAGGCGAAUAAUAAUUGUUGCAGUACGGAGGUAAACUCUAAAUCUCGAUUUGUUCCUUCACAAAGUUUCAAAAGUUUGAAGUUUAAGAUGAACACAAGGAAGGAGCAGGUCUUCAUAUAUAAUAAGGAUACCCACAGAGAAUCAUCGGCCGAUGCAUCAAGCCCCCCCUCUCCCCUCUCCCUACCACCCUCCCCACCAAUCUCAACGAGUACUUCCUCCUCAAAUCCUCCGUCACCUCCUGCGAUACACACUAGAAAAGAAAUCAGUGCAGUUGAUAGAAAUACACCGUCUAGUCCCGCUAGGACGUCUCCACAGAAAAGUGUAGUGGCAAUAGCGCCCAAGCCUCAGCUGUUUGCGACACUGACCGGCACGACGCUGAUUCCCGUCACGUCAGACGGGAUUCCGUCGUUCGUCGGACCGUUCUUCCCGUUGGACGCCGGUGACGGAACGGCGAACCUCGUUCCACAUCUAGUCCUGUCUUCGCCAACCGCCGACGACUGCGACCGACGUCAGUCGUAUGUGCUGCUGACCACAGCCGCCCCCGCCGCCGCUCCCAGCCCCGCCGCACCCGUCGAUGACAAGAGUGACGUUAGCGACGCCCGUCGGCGCAUCUUCGAGUGCACCUUUCACGGCUGCUCCAAAAACUACUUCAAGUCGUCUCACUUGAAAGCCCACAUGCGCACGCAUACAGGUGAAAAGCCGUUCGUGUGUCAGUGGGCAGAGUGCGGUCGUCGGUUCUCACGUUCGGACGAACUGUCGCGUCACAAGCGAACGCACACCGGCGAAAAAAAGUUCGCUUGCGCCAGCUGUGGGCGAAGAUUCAUGCGCAGCGAUCAUCUCGCCAAACACGCCAAGCGCCAUGCCAAAGAAUCACUCACAAACACCCCAACCAAAGGCCUCGUUAUCCCGUUCAAGUGUACCUCAUAGACUAGCAACUGAAAGUAGCCCCCCCUCCUUUCGUUAUCCCGUUCAAGCUACUUACUGUACGGUACUUCCUCAUAGACUAUCCUCGAUAUCCUCCUCAUGAACUACCUCCUCAUGAACUAUCAGAGUAAGUUAUGUAAGAUGUAGUUUACUAUGUAAAGUAACCCCUUCCGUUAUCCCGUCAUCCUCAUGGACUAUGGGUAGGCUACUGUAAAGUAGAUCCACUCGUUAUCACGUUCAAGAGUUCCUCCUCACAGACUAACAAGUGGUAUCUACUGAAAGUACAUCCUCAAUAUCCCGUUCAAAAGUAGGCUACCUUCUCACAGACUAUGAAGUGAUAUCUAGAGUAAACUAAAUCCAUCUAUAAUGUAGUUGACAAACGAUCAUUAACUACAAGUUAAAUUUAGUGUAAAAUACAUCCAAUAGUGUUUAUUCAUCGAUGAAAAAAAUCAGUGUAAACUACAUGAAUUUGUCAAUAUUUUAUUGUUCAUCCAGGAUAAUCAUGGAAUGAACACUUGUGUAUUAAAAUGUUACCUUUUGUUGUACGCUACCUACCUACUAGGCUACUUGUACAACCAUUUUUGUACUUGACUGUAUAUUUAUUGUUUUUUAGUAAUUUAUAUUAAGUUUUUAGUGUAGGCCCAAGUGCCGUGUAUCACCUUCAAAUCAGAUAAUUGGAAAAUUAAUAUUAUCAUAUUGAAUAAUUGUGUGUUAUAGCUUGAAUUCUUCUCAGUUUUAAUUUCAGAAAUGUGAGCGGAAUAUUAUUUCAUACUCAGUGCUCAGCUCAUAAGAGAACCAAAAAGGGAAUUAUUCCUCUAUGAUUAUGUGUCAAUGUGCAAGGAAUCCUAGUUAUGAAUGAUCAACAUAGCUUGAUAAAGUAUGUAGGCCUACGGUAUUAUAAAUUAUACGCUAGAAACAUGUUGAUGUAUCAUCAGAAAAUUGUAAUGUAUCAUUUUUUGUAAAACUUCAAUGAUUCUCUUCGAGUAGAAUCUUAUACCUACCACUUCUUCGAGACCAAAAAUAAUGUAAAUAUUAAAUUAAGAAUUCCCUUUUUUAUGCAAUAAAUUUAUUUUUUUGGUAAUCAUACAUCAAAUAGAUUUCUAUCAUAAAUUUCACUUGAUAAAAAUAUUCCACAAACUUCCUUCAUCAAUUUUCAAGUACUGUACGGUACCUACAAUAAUCCUAAAGCUGCGUACACAUAAACGCACUUCCAACCCGCACCGAGCACGCUCCGCCUUCAUACCGCCCUCGUUCCUCCAUCGUACCACAGUCGCUCCGCCCGCGCACCCAUCAUGAGCUCUGCUCCGCAACCGAACGUCACUCCAGUAGAGCGAUUGAUGAUCGACCGGGGAGCAACAGUGGUUCGACCGGGGAACGCGAGAAGAUCUAACAUCUUCCAUAACGUUCAUGAUGGGUGCGUGGGCGGAGCUACUGUGGUUCGAUGGAGGAACGAGGGCGGUACGAGGGCAGAGCGUGCUCGGUGCGGGUUGGAAGCGCGUAUAUGUGUACGCAGCUUUAACUUCGAGUGCCAUUUAUAGGAUUAGAUCCAUGAAUAUCUUCAACAAAGCAUGUGUUACGCUCAAGUCUCUAUCUCCGCUCAAAAUGCUAUGCAGGGAAGAUCUGGAUCAAAUGUGAUGCUUGGUCCAAAUAAUGAUCAAAAUAUUAGUGCUGUUAAUAAAGCCCUAUCGCAUACAGACACUGAGGAAAGAAUAAUAUUGUACUUUCAAAAUAUUGAUUUGUCAGUAAUUUGUAAAAUACACGGUUUGAACAAUAUGAAUAUUGGUGAACCUAAACUCAUGUAAUGUUGAUUAUUUCCUAUUGUAAUUUUAAAAGAUCAAUAUAUUGUAUUCUUUUUGAAUGGAGUAAAUAUUUUGCUUAUUUAUUACUAUUUUCGUCAGACAUCAAAUCAAACAAUAAUAUGUAAUAUAUAUUUAGAUAAGGUUUUGAAACUGAUAAGACUGCUCUGUUAACUAGUUAACAAUAACAUUUAUUUAAAUCAUCGCCUCGAUGGAGAUGAAAUUAUAUAAUUUUAGCUAUAUUUAUGUAAAAAAUCCAAAUAUGGGAUUUGUGUGAAAUACGUUGAAUGGGUUUAUAUCAUUGUUGUAUUAUGAAAAAUCUACAUUAAUUGUACCUACUUGUUCUUGCAUUCAACUAAUAUUAAUUAAAAGUCAAUAAUUCUGAAA